CAGGCUCUGUUUUUAAAGCACAGUACUGAUCUCCCAGUCCGAAAGUGUCCGAGAGAUCGAUCAGUUAGAGACUACUUCUGUCUGAAACCUCAGUCUGUCUUGUUGUGGGUCCAUAUGCGCAAAGUUCCAAUGAACAUGUUUUCUCGAACUGUUCUAUAAACCAGAUGAAAGUAGAUAUCAAGAAUACAAAAUAUUAUUCACUUGCCUCUGAAGAACGCUAUGUGUGCCGUACUUGUCGUCCGAGUACAGAGAACUUAUUUUGAAAAGUUGCUGAAUGCUAAGCACCUACAGAGAAACCAGAAGUUUCGUUAGACUUACAUAAGAUGAAGAAACAGAUUCAAUAGAAAAACUGAAACUAACCGGAAAAAGAUCGGUAGUUAGCUCUUGUAAGGUUUUCUUACGCCUCUGAUGUAUAACCAAGAAGACAACAGCUUAGAUUACUUGUUUUAGUGAAUAUGGGAUUAAUUUUUUGUCAAAAAAAAAAAAAAGAAUAUGUGAUUAAUAGAAACAAUUUCCUUAAAAAUGUUGCUUUUGAAGAGGAAAUAAAAAAUGAAAAUAAUAUAAACUUGCAGCAUCCAAACCUGCGCGGGAAAAGCCCACAUGAUUUUUAGACAAGCCCAAUAACCACUCCGAGACGUUCACUUUUGACGCUGUAAUUGUUUUUUUUUUUUUCACUUUACUAAACCCUUUUCUACCAUUACACAAAGCCUAAGUAUGAUCAUUAAGACGAGAACCCUAAUAUUUCGGAGCUCCUUUAAAGUAGCUAAGCACAAUUGUUUGUUCAACACUCAAAACCAUUUAGAUCUAAACCUUUCUAGUUUGAUGAGUUCCUCCACUGGAAUGGCGACAGCUUUAGUUUCCAGACUCACCAAAGGACGUUCAUUGCUUGGAGGUCUUACCAAUGCUUUCUCUGGUUUGAUGAGUUCCUCCACUGGAAUGAUGAGUGGAAGCACCCUGUCUCAGCAACAAAGGACGUUCAUUCAAAUGGGAACGAGACUCAAAGUGGUGGAUAACUCGGGUGCAAAGGAGGUGGUGUGCAUUCAAUCUCUAAGGGGAAAGAAAGGAGCAAGACUUGGCGAUAUCAUCAUUUGUUCAGUGAAACAGGGAUUACCAGAAAAAAAGAGAGGGAAAUUUGAUGCCGUACCGAUAGGUAAAAAGUUCAACUGGAAAGAUCACAUAGAUUCAGGUAAAGUGCGCAAAGGGAAUGUCGUCUACGGUGUGGUUGUUCGUGCUAAGAUGCAGAAAGGUCGUGUUGAUGGAAGCCAAGUGUGUUUUGAUGACAACGCCAUCGUUAUUUUGGGAAUUAAGGAACCCACGAAAGAGUAUUCGGGUGGUUUCUACCAACCGAUUGGUACCCGUGUGUUUGGUCCUGUCCCGCACGAGCUGCGUCUCAGAAAACAGCUCAAGAUCCUUGCUUUGGCUCAGGACCUUGUUUGAGGACUAUACACCACUCUUGCACCAGCUCCUAUUAUUAUUAUUCUCUCUUUAUAUUAUGCUACUUUAUUCCAUUCAGCAUUUAGAUUUCAGUUUGAUUAAUUAAAAGGUAAUUUAAUA
Messenger RNA from Brassica napus (rape), 1554 nucleotides. Its product is annotated as 50S ribosomal protein HLL, mitochondrial-like. Bases 715 to 1437 code for a protein of 240 amino acids. The record is from RefSeq and is a predicted model, not a curated record. Gene Ontology annotation, molecular function: structural constituent of ribosome; large ribosomal subunit rRNA binding. NCBI's taxonomy places the organism in Eukaryota, Viridiplantae, Streptophyta, Magnoliopsida, Brassicales, Brassicaceae. Gene Ontology annotation, biological process: translation. The transcript has 3 exons. Gene Ontology annotation, cellular component: ribosome; mitochondrial large ribosomal subunit.